This is a messenger RNA of Stomoxys calcitrans (stable fly), 2704 nucleotides long. RefSeq names its product T-box transcription factor TBX1 (gene org-1). The transcript has 7 exons. Gene Ontology annotation, cellular component: nucleus. Lineage: Eukaryota; Metazoa; Arthropoda; Insecta; Diptera; Muscidae. Gene Ontology annotation, molecular function: DNA-binding transcription factor activity, RNA polymerase II-specific; RNA polymerase II cis-regulatory region sequence-specific DNA binding. The coding region runs from base 257 to 2347 and encodes 696 amino acids. Gene Ontology annotation, biological process: regulation of transcription by RNA polymerase II; positive regulation of DNA-templated transcription; cell fate specification. The record is from RefSeq and is a predicted model, not a curated record.
AAGCAAGCCAAUUUUGCCCGUUCUUCUGCUGCUAUUCGGGGAUGUGGAAGAAACAUCCAAAGAACUCUUAUCUGUCAAAUCAAUUGGCACUUUUAAAUGUUUAAACAAAUUAAAAGAGAACAUAAAUCUGUUAACGGCAUUGUAACAUAAAAACAAGUGAUCUCUAAUCAAAUGGAAAAUUGAAAAUUUAGUUGAAUUGAGAAAAGUUUAUAAUAAAAUAUAAUUAAAAUACUUUAGAAGAUAUUCGCCAAGUGAUAUGCAUCAAACUGUUUACAUGCGUCCUCCGCCUACCUCCAACAUUAUGGGUCCUACGGAAUGUUCCAGUGCCCUAAUGUCCUCUAUGCCAUUCAUGGAUAAUGGCAGUCUUACAGCUAAUAUAACGGAUUAUGGUUGUUACACCACCACGGAUCAUUGGUCUUCACCCUAUAUGAGUGCAUUGAGUCCAAUGAAACAAAUUGAAGCGUGCAUACAAACGGCAGGAAGAGAUCGCGGCAGCUAUAAGCCACUCGAGAGUGCCGAAUCCAAAAUGUCAGACAUCGAGACGAACAGUUCGUGCAGCGGAAAAGAUGAAUCUGUCAACACAAACGCCCAUUUCAAUGACACCAAUAACAAUAACAACAACAAUAAUAAUAAUAAUAACAACAACAAUAGCAAUGGCAACAAUAAUAAUAAAAAGUCAAACAAAAACAAAAAAGAUGUGACAGCCACAAACGGCAAUGCGACAAACGGUAGCAGCAAUAAAGAUGAAGAAACUUUACAUCCCUCAUUGGCCCAGGCGGUGGUGGUGUUGGAAACCAAAACGCUUUGGGACAAAUUUCACGAACAAGGCACCGAGAUGAUAGUCACCAAAUCGGGUCGUCGCAUGUUUCCCACAUUUCAAGUUAGAAUUGGUGGCCUCGAUCCUCAGGCGACCUAUAUAAUGAUGAUGGAUUUUGUACCAGUCGAUGACAAGCGUUAUCGUUAUGCGUUCCAUAAUUCCAGUUGGGUAGUGGCCGGAAAAGCAGAUCCCAUCUCACCGCCACGCAUACAUGUCCAUCCCGACUCACCAGCUCCCGGAGCGAAUUGGAUGAAACAAAUCAUCUCUUUUGAUAAAUUGAAAUUGACCAAUAAUCAAUUGGAUGAAAAUGGUCAUAUUAUACUAAAUUCCAUGCACCGUUACCAGCCUCGUUUCCACAUCGUGUAUUUGCCACCAAAGAACGCAUCUAUGGAUGAAAGUGAACACUCGAGCCAUUAUCGAACAUUUGUAUUUACCGAGACAUCUUUUACAGCCGUUACUGCCUACCAAAAUCAACGUGUUACACAAUUGAAAAUUGUCAGCAAUCCAUUUGCCAAGGGCUUUAGAGAUGAUGGAACGAGUGAUGCACCACCAAACAGCGGCAUGGCAAUGAAUCAAAUGAGUCAUGAAAGUCAUGCCCGAAUGAAACAACAUCAACAGCAGCAUCAUCAACAGCAACAACAGCAGCAACAACACCAUCAACAGCAUCAGCAUCACCACAGCCAUCAACAUGCACAGCACCCACUGAAGAAUGGUCACAAAGAUGCCACCACGGCAAGUGCCACAGAUAUUGAUGGCCACAAUCACAGUGCCAUGAUCGUCACAUCACCCUCUCAUCAUGCCAUGAGCAAUACACCAUCCACACCCUCCACCACUGGCACCUCGCCCGAUCUCAUAAGCUAUCAAACGCCUAAUGGUCAUGCACAUAAUGGCUUGCUAAACAGCAAUUGCAUUUCACCCAAAACGGAUCAUUCGCAUCACAGCAGCAGUUCGCCAUAUGGUCACAGCAGCCAGAAUAAUGCUAACGCAACGGCGGCAGCUUCUUCGGCAGCUGCAGUGGGCAAUAGUGGCCUUGCGUCAUCGCUUUCCUCAUCCAGCACAGGCCUCAUGACCUCCUCACCUCAUGCCCAUCACACUCAUCUCAAUUUGAAUCUCAACUCUCAGGUUAUAUCACAGAGCUCGCCGCAACAGCACCACCAUCACAGCCACUCUGCCGCCGCCGCCUCAGCUACCAGCCAGGUAAUGAGUUCGGCCAAUCUCUACUCCUCUUUGGGUCAGGCCUAUGCCGCAGACAAUAGUAAUUAUGGACCCAUCUAUCACAAUCCUCACUAUCAUGGUCACAGCUAUGGUAAUCCCUAUGAGAAAAUAAAGGUUGCAGGACAUAUGCGACAAAGCCAUAGCCACAGCCAUGCUCAUGGCAUUGGCAACCCUAAUAGCAGCGGGGUCCUGGGAGGCAAUGGUGUCUCUGCUUCAGCCAAUUCCUAUGGCAUGAGUAGUUAUCAGACUUUUUAUGGAUCUGCAGCACAUCAAAUGAUGAGACCUGGUGGCUAUAUUGACCUAGUGCCAAGAUAAAAGGGCCUUCUCCAACCAACCAUCUCUCAUUGGCCGCCAAAGAACAGUAACAAUGUUAUAGUAUUAAAGGUUCGAUAAGUUCAAUAGUAUUUCAAUGUGUGUCAUCUAAUCUAUGUGUAUUUAAGUUUCUCAUUUCACGAUAAGAGAACAAAGUAUUAAAACCCCAUCUCUGUAAUCUCUAACAUUGAAUAUUUCUCUUCGGCCAAAAUUAAAGCCAAAGAAAGCAUCCCUGACAUCUGUUGUCAUAAUUUCUCUCUUUCCCUGUCUCUCUUACACCAUCUGUAUGUUUUACUCUUUAGAUAAUUUUAUUAAGAAAAGAAGAUUAAUAAAUUGUAAAUAUUUUUAAUUUUAAAGAUA